Grosmannia clavigera kw1407 is the source of this 978-nucleotide messenger RNA. RefSeq names its product quinone oxidoreductase. Bases 1 to 978 code for a protein of 325 amino acids. Gene Ontology annotation, molecular function: quinone reductase (NADPH) activity; zinc ion binding. The transcript has a single exon. Gene Ontology annotation, biological process: cellular response to oxidative stress. Gene Ontology annotation, cellular component: cytoplasm. The record is from RefSeq and is a predicted model, not a curated record. Lineage: Eukaryota; Fungi; Ascomycota; Sordariomycetes; Ophiostomatales; Ophiostomataceae.
AUGAUGAAGGCGGUUCAGUUCAGCGAGUACGGUAGCACGGAUGUGCUUACGGUGGUGGAUAUUCCGAAGCCGACGGCCGAGGCCAGCCAGGUGCUCAUCCGAGUCGAGUAUGCUGGCGUCAACUUUAUCGACACGUACCUGCGGACAGGGCUGUACACUUCAGUGCUUCCUGCAACAGCCGGCCGCGAGGCCGGUGGCGUGAUCGAGCACGUGGGUGAGGCGGUACCGGCAGAGUAUGGGCUGGCGGUGGGCGACCGGGUAGCCGUGUUUGGUCCGGCGGCGCUGGCCGAGUACAUGGCCGCAGAGGCGAGCACGGUUCUCAAACUGCCGGAGAGCGUGUCGACGAGGGAGGGGGCGGCUCUGAUCCUGCAGGGGUUGACGGCCUGGACGCUGGUUCGCGACGCCCACGACGUCAAGGCUGGCGAGACGGUGCUGGUGCAGGCCGCAGCCGGUGGCACGGGUGGUUUGCUCGUACAGAUGGCCAAGGCCCUGGGGGCUACCGUGAUUGGAACCGCUUCGACGCCGGCAAAGAUCGAGGUGGCGCGCAAGCACGGGUGCGAUCACGUGAUCAACUACGCCGAGGACGACAUGGAAACCGAGGUGCUGCGGCUGACCGACGGCCAGGGCUGCCACGCGGUCUUCUCAGGCGUCGGCAAAGCGACGUUGGUGGCGGAUAUGAACGUGACACGGCGCAAGGGCACGUUUGUGACGUUUGGCAAUUCGAGCGGGGCCAUUGAGUCGGUGCGGCCGCUGGACCUAAGCCGCAAGAAUAUCAAGCUGGUGCGGCCGACGCUGACCAACUACAUUGCCACGCGCGAGGAGUUUUCCGAGCGUAGUGCCGAAUUGGUUGACCUGGUGGCGUCGGGUCGUCUGUCCGUCAGUAUUGGUGGCGAGUAUGGCCUGCACGAGGUCGGCAAGGCCCAAGAUGCUCUGGUUGCCCGGAAAACGGUCGGUAAGCUAGUCAUCAAGGUCCAGUAG